GCUUCCGCCGGACGGGUAUAUAGAGUCCGGGACGGGGCGGCGGCGGAGCCGGAGGACGGCGACAGCUGGGUGGCGGGCCGCAGGCGGGGGCCAUGGGCAAAGACUACUACCAGAUCCUGGGCCUGGCCCGCGGCGCGUCGGACGAGGAGAUCAAGCGGGCCUACCGCCGCCAGGCGCUGCGCUACCACCCGGACAAGAACAAGGAGCCCGGCGCCGAGGAGAAGUUCAAGGAGAUCGCCGAGGCCUACGACGUGCUCAGUGACCCGCGCAAGCGCGAGAUCUUCGACCGCUACGGAGAGGAAGGUGCGUGCGCGCGCGCGCGCGGCCGGGGGCGCGUCCCGCCGUUUGACAGGCGGGGAAACCGAGGCACGCCGGCAGCACGCUGCCGGCCCCUCCCAGGGGGACUUCUCGGGCCCGGGUGCCGAGCAGCCUCCGAGCUUCGGCCGCGCGGGCCUCCGCCCUCGGAUUGGCGGCGGCCCGAUGAGGGGAGGAGCCCUGGCCGCGUAACUCGCGCAGAAGCUUCUAGCAUGUCUGGGGCUGCCCCUCCCAGGGCGCCUCCUCCCACGUCCGGGAGCGGCCCCGGGGUGCGGUGCGGACGGCGAGGGGGACGGGGACGGCUGGGCUGAGUGUGGAGAGCCUCGGGCUCACCUGGGCUCGGCCGCCAGGGGCUGCAGGGCGGGGCCUCGGGCACAACCUGCGGGGAGUGAGGGAGGCUGCGGACGGGGCGCCGGUCUCUCGCGGGCCCUGCAGGGUGCAGUGAGGUAAUCCCUGGGAGGCGAUUACCUACCCCGGUGCCAGCACGCAGAAGGCAGCGGCGCCGAUCGCGGCCCUCCAGGUGCAGGGGGCGGCGCGCCCGCCUCUGCCCGGCCCCACCAGGGUGGCCCUCCCGAAGGAAAGGAAGCGAGGCUUUCUUGUCCAGUUGCCCGUUGAUGACUCAGACUGGCUUCUGGGCCUGAUCUUAAGAAAUGAGCUGACUUUUUAGGCCUGAAGGGUGGUGGCCCCAGUGGUGGUAGCAGCGGUGGUGCUAACGGUACCUCUUUCAGCUACACAUUCCAUGGAGACCCUCAUGCCAUGUUCGCUGAGCUCUUCGGUGGCAGAAAUCCCUUUGACACCUUUUUUGGGCAGCGGAAUGGGGAGGAAGGCAUGGACAUUGAUGACCCAUUCUCUGGCUUCCCCAUGGGCAUGGGUGGCUUCCCCAACAUGAACUUUGGACGCUCCCGCUCUGCCCAAGAACCCACCCGAAAGAAGCAAGAUCCCCCCGUCACCCACGACCUUAGGGUCUCCCUUGAAGAGAUCUACAACGGCUGCACCAAGAAGAUGAAAAUCUCCCACAAGCGGCUGAACCCUGAUGGAAAGAGCAUUCGAAAUGAAGACAAAAUCUUGACCAUCGAAGUGAAAAAGGGGUGGAAAGAAGGGACCAAGAUCACCUUCCCCAAGGAAGGAGACCAGACCUCCAACAACAUUCCAGCUGACAUCGUCUUUGUUUUAAAGGACAAGCCACACAAUAUCUUCAAGAGAGAUGGUUCUGAUGUCAUUUAUCCUGCCCGAAUCAGCCUGCGGGAGGCUCUGUGUGGGUGCACAGUGAACGUCCCUACUCUGGAGGGCAAGACCAUACCCGUUGUAUUCAAAGAUGUCAUCAGGCCUGGCAUGCGGCGAAAAGUUCCUGGAGAAGGCCUUCCCCUCCCCAAAACUCCUGAGAAACGGGGGGACCUCAUUAUUGAGUUUGAAGUGAUCUUCCCGGAAAGGAUUCCCCAGACAUCAAGAACCGUACUUGAGCAGGUCCUUCCGAUAUAGCUGCCUGCAUUCCCCAAGGACUGACCAGGGACCUUUCCAGAGCUCAAGGAUUUCUGGACCGUUCUGCCAGUUGCGAACCAUGAGAGGGCGGGAGGGCCCAGGGAGUGCUUUCGUACUGCUGAAUGUUUUCCAGAGAAUAUAUUACAAUCUUUCAAAGUCGCACACUAGACUUAAGUGGUUUUUCGAACAAUAGGGAGCAGACAGUGGGACCAGCAGGAAAAGGCAUUCCAGUCUGCCCCACUGGGUCCUACAGCCCUCCCAGGAGGGGCCCACGCCCUCCUUCUCCAGUCCCCACCCAGGGGCAAGAGGCAGACCAGCAGCUGGACUUGAUCCCUCUCUUUGUAGCGGCGUCGACCUGCUGUCUCAGUUGCCAGACCCUUGUACACACUUGGUUUCUGUUGUGUGAUCAGUUUGUGUUUUGUUCUGUAUUUGACUCCCACGUCUUGUUCUUCCCUUGAAGAAUCCUGUCUUCUCUUUGGCCAUCUCAAAUUGAGAACCUAAACUUAUUUCUGCAGAACUGCCUGGCCAGCGCCCACAAGCAAUACCUCUUGUUCCUGCAGGACCAAGGGAGCCAGUCUCCAGUGAGACGCACGGCCCCCUCUCCCUCAGGGGUCUGGGAGCUUGGCUAAAGCAGGGGGACCUCCUGACUUCUGGCUCUGGUGCGACUGAAUGUGCUCACUUAUGGGCCACACUCUUUCCUUUUCUGUAAGGCAAUCUUUGGGCACACCUGUGGCUUACUGGUGGCCCAGGUAAAUUUUUUUGUCUCAUGGACUCUGGACUUCUUCAAAGGGAUCUGAUCCUUUUGAAUUUUGCACAGCCCUAGAUAUAAUCCCUUUUGAUAAAAGGGUCUUUGCUUCUGAUUACAGGAGCACUGUGGAACGUCUGUAAAUAUGUUUUUAUAAUUCCAUGUAAAAUCGGUGUGCACUCAAAUGAAACCAGUCCACGCAGCCGCUGCUCUCUGUAUUAGGGCCGUGGGGAAUUCAGAAGAAACCUUGCGGGGAGGGGGUUGGAACAAAUGUCCGUUCCCUGGAGGCUGGUCUGGUGCUCAGACCUUUAGAUUCAUUGUAAGUUGCCACUGCCAAUAUGAGACCAAAGUGUGUGACUUGUCAGUACGCAGCGUGACAGCAUUAAAGACUGAUGCUAAACCUCA
Molecule: messenger RNA, 2944 nt
Organism: Propithecus coquereli (Coquerel's sifaka)
Lineage: Eukaryota; Metazoa; Chordata; Mammalia; Primates; Indriidae
Gene: DNAJB1
Product: DnaJ (Hsp40) homolog, subfamily B, member 1
Exons: 3
Coding region: 1072-1794 (240 amino acids)
Cellular component (GO): cytosol
Molecular function (GO): Hsp70 protein binding; transcription corepressor activity
Source: RefSeq, a predicted model, not a curated record